Messenger RNA from Pseudophryne corroboree (corroboree frog), 4054 nucleotides. It is a transcript of the gene HMGCS1, whose product is annotated as 3-hydroxy-3-methylglutaryl-CoA synthase 1. The coding region runs from base 222 to 1778 and encodes 518 amino acids. The transcript has 10 exons. Gene Ontology annotation, molecular function: hydroxymethylglutaryl-CoA synthase activity. Gene Ontology annotation, biological process: acetyl-CoA metabolic process. Lineage: Eukaryota; Metazoa; Chordata; Amphibia; Anura; Myobatrachidae. The record is from RefSeq and is a predicted model, not a curated record.
GAUGGCAUCGCUUCGUUAUGUUCUAAAUAACUAGGACGUGUUACUUGCCCUCAUCAGGCAUGGCUGCCCCGCUCAGUGCCGCAGUCAUACACAGCGCGCAUGCGUGAGGAAGGCAGGGCCGGCGUUCUGUAGUGUGAUGGUGCCGGUGCGUGUGACCUCUCUGCAGGGUAACCGCCCGGGACACAGGCGACCUGGCUGCCCACUCUCUGCGGUUUCCUAACAUGCCUGGAUCCCUUCCUGCUUCCGCUGAAGCCUCCUGGCCUCAGGAUGUGGGAAUUGUUGCCUUGGAGAUCUAUUUCCCAGCACAGUAUGUGGACCAGGAGGAGCUGGAGAAGUUUGACGGGGUCAGUGCAGGAAAAUACACAAUCGGUUUGGGCCAGUCCAAGAUGGGGUUCUGCUCGGACAGAGAGGACAUCAACUCUCUGUGCCUGACGGUUGUCCAGAAGCUGAUGGAGAGGAACAAUCUGUCCUAUGAUUCUAUAGGAAGAUUAGAAGUGGGAACAGAGACCAUCAUUGACAAGUCAAAAUCUGUAAAGACUGUUUUGAUGCAGCUGUUUGAAGACUCAGGAAACACAGACGUUGAAGGCAUAGACACGACAAAUGCCUGUUAUGGGGGAACCGCAGCUCUCUUCAAUGCUGUCAACUGGGUGGAGUCAAGCUCUUGGGAUGGACGCUACGCUCUGGUGGUAGCUGGAGACAUUGCUGUGUAUGCCACAGGAAGUGCCAGGCCAACUGGAGGAGCUGGAGCUAUUGCCAUGCUGGUGGGGCCAAAUGCCACUCUCAUAUUAGAAAGAGGUUUACGUGGGACACACAUGCAACAUGCUUAUGACUUCUACAAACCUGACAUGGUGUCUGAGUAUCCUGUUGUCGAUGGGAAAUUGUCCAUCGAGUGCUACCUGAGCGCGCUGGAUCGCUGCUACUCCACCUACCGCAAAAAGAUCCAUGCAGCCUGGCAGAAAGAUGGAAAUGAUAAGCCAUUCACUCUCGAUGACUUUGGGUAUAUGGUGUUUCACUCCCCAUACUGCAAACUUGUCCAGAAGUCACUUGCUCGCCUGUUGCUGAAUGACUUCCUCAGUGACCCAAAUCCAGACACGGAUGAUGGUGUCUAUGCCGGCUUGGACUCGUUCCGUGAUGUGAAGUUAGAAGAUACAUACUUCGACAGAGAUGUAGAAAAGGCCUUUCUGAAGGCCAGCUCCGAGAUCUUCAGUGGGAAGACAAAAGCAUCAUUGCUGGUUUCCCGGGAGAACGGAAACAUGUACACACCUUCUGUGUAUGGCUGCCUGGCCUCCGUGCUCGCUGAGUACUCUCCGCAGCAGUUGGCAGGGCAGAGGAUUGGCGUGUUCUCGUAUGGCUCUGGGUUUGCUGCUACCCUGUACUCUAUUAAAGUUACCCAAGAUGCCAUGCCUGGAUCCUCUCUGGAUAAGCUGACCUCUAGUCUGUCUGACCUGAAGGCGAGGCUGGACUCCAGGAAAAACGUCUCUCCCAGUGUGUUUGCAGAAAACAUGAAGUUGCGGGAAGAAACCCACCAUUUAGCCAAUUACAUCCCUCAGUGUUCCGUGGAUGACCUGUUCGCCGGCACUUGGUACCUGGUACGUGUGGAUGAGAAGCACAGGAGAUACUACGCACGUAGCUCCUUGCUGAAUGAUGGACCUCUGGAGGCUACGCUGGAAUCCGUCCACUCAAGAAAUGCUAGUGAGCACUUCCCGAGCCCUGCUAAGAAGGUUCCAAGAAUCCCCACUGAAUCGGAGGCCAUUGCCGUGACUAAUGGAGAACACUGACCUGACUGACACAUUUCAUGUUCCUUGGCUGACAUAAAUAUUCACCUUUCCCACAAUUGGCACUAACUUUUCAAGUUGUGGAAUAAUUCUUAAGUAAUUGUAAAUAUUUAAGGGCUUGAAGCUCCUGGUGUCACCUGUUUGCAAAAUAUUUUCUAUCUUUUAAAAAAAAAAACACACACAAAAACCUGCAAUUGAAUAUACUUUUGAGUAUUUUAGUUUGGAACAGUGGAUCUCCUUUGCGAAGCGCGCUGGGUAGGGAAGCCAAUCCCAGGCCAUUUUUUCAAUCCCGGGUAUCUGGAUUGAAAAAAUGGCCAAUCACGGGAUACCCGGGAUUGGCUUUUAACUAUGUGGCCGCCCCCUCACCCCGUCCACUCUGCACCCGUAAAUCGCCAUAUACCGCGGGCGGGUGGGGAACAUCCUCCGCUCUCUCCUGGUGGCUCCCAGCGGCGUGUGACGGCACAGCGUGACCUCUCGCGCUGUGCUGGGGAGCCGGAAGAAGGAAGCCGGGCAGAGUCUGAGCGUCCUGUGGACACUCAACGCUGAUCAUUCAAAUCCUGGGAUUGGCCACUAUAGCGCUGGGUGAGCAAUGCAGAACACCCUUCAUUAUGCCUCAUGUAGCUAGAGUUUAACCACUAUACCAGUUUUUGUUCCACAGUACCGCCCAGUUUAGCUUCAUUCAUGGGUUUAGGCAACCAUGAACGUAUAAGGGCUUUGAGACUGCCUAUAUUACAUAGAUCACUUUUGUGUACGCUGGGGCACAAAAUAAGACUCUCCAGUGGACACACCAGGCAAAACGUACAUAUUAGGACCAAACAUCUCCCAUCAGCCGAUGCAGAUAUCUGAUCCUCCUCAAAAUCCAUGUAGUCCAUACAUCCAGGUGAUUUGGUGAAAAUCGAGGCACCCAGCGCCACCAAAGAGACUUCUGCGGUGCACCUCACCCGUUUGCUCUUCAUAAAUGAGACCCCUGUAUUGCUAGUGCUGUGGGACGAAGCUACUUUUAGCUAGAAUGUCACCCUGUUUACCCUACUUUAAUUGGGAACCGUAGUUCUUUUUGCUGUAUCUCGGGCAGAGAGAUGGUCCUGUCUCCUUUCCACCCCAGAGGUGGCAGUAUGAAUGCCUCUGCCAUGUAAUUGUGAUGCACUUUACAGAAAGAUGACGGUAUGUUGUGUGCAAACGAUGUCCAUGUUUAGCAAGUCGUACAGAAACCAUGUACCUCUUACAGUAUUUAUUUUUUCAUAACUGGCUCAAUGAGUUUUGUAUGUACAAAGUUGUUUAACAUCACCAGGAAAAAGCUUUGCAAAUCACAUUGGUGCUAAAAUUUAGGGCUACAGCCCUACUAGAUUGUAUGACAAAAUAAUAAUUAGAAAAGUAAUGUAAAUGUAUUAAUGCUUUUGUGUUUUGUUUCUCUUAAAGUUAAUUUUGUAUAUACAUGUAUUUUUGUUUUGUCUUUUGAGUAUGUGUCACAUCACACAAUGCUGGCAGACGUUCUGUGGGCUAAACUAGUAAUGCAAAUCAGCCUAUCGGCUCUCUAAUAACCAGUGACAUCACUAAGACAUGGUUCCUGGUGAACCAGUGCUCAUGAGAAUGGAAUAAAGCCACAGGAUGGGAGCUUCCAUUAUGUGAUUGUGGGGGGAGAUGUAUCAAGGCUUAAAGAGUGAUAAAGUGUAACAAGUUGCCCAAAGCACCCAAUGAGCGUCUGUCAUUUCAAAGACCAUUCUAGGUAAAGGCAUCUCUCUCCAAGGCUUGAUUCAUCUCCCCCUGUGACGAGUACACUUUAAAAGAAGAAAUAUCACAUAAAGAAGUGUAUAUUAGACUGAUGUGUAAUUUGACAUAAAGGGGGGGGUAUUCAAUUGUUUGGAAAGUCAGUUGGUAGUCUGUUUUUGCUAUCUAAUAGACAGGAAAAAACAGACACCUAACCGACUUUUCUAACAAUUGAAUUCCACCCAAAGAGUCUGAUUUUGCGCCUUUAGGUCACACCACAGUGAUAUUUUAAUUUAGUUUUGUUUAUAUGAAUUUUUUUUUCCUGAUUUUUGUAUAAUAUUUCUGUGUAUCCUGCCUAUUUGUACAGUCUGAUUUUUGCAAGAACUCCCUAAACAAAUGUACAGUAUACAAAUGUAAUAUGUAAUUAGACAGAUUUGUGCUGAAAUAUGUGACAAUUGUUUAAGAGAAAAAUUUAGACAAAAUGGUUCUAGUGUGAUCUCUUCUGGCGCGAAGGGAUGGAAAAACAACUUGCCAUGUAAAAACUUUGAAAAUAAAGUUUUCACUGUAACUUAUAA